UUAAAAAUGGGCCGUCGUCCAGCUCGCUGUUAUCGUUAUAUUAAAAAUAAGCCUUAUCCAAAAUCACGCUUUUGUCGAGGUGUUCCAGAUCCGAAAAUUCGUAUUUUUGAUCUUGGUCGAAAACGGGCAACUGUUGAUGAAUUUCCGUGUUGUGUUCACAUGAUUUCUAAUGAAAGAGAACAUCUUUCUUCUGAGGCGUUAGAAGCAGCUCGUAUUUGUGCUAACAAAUAUAUGGUUAAAAACUGCGGAAAGGAUGGUUUUCAUAUGCGUGUUCGUAUUCACCCAUUCCACGUGAUUCGCAUUAACAAGAUGUUAUCAUGUGCUGGCGCUGAUCGCCUUCAAACUGGAAUGCGAGGAGCCUUUGGAAAGCCACAAGGACUUGUUGCGCGUGUUGGUAUUGGCACUGUUUUGAUGUCUGUACGUGUUCGUGAUCAGCAUCAAGCUCAUGCUUUGGAAGCAUUCCGACGUGCUAAGUUUAAAUUCCCUGGACGUCAAUAUAUUGUUGUCUCUCGAAAAUGGGGAUUUACUCAAUUUGAUCGGGAAGUUUAUGAGAAUUAUCGUAAAGAAGGGCGUGUUGUGCCUGAUGGGGUGCAUUGUAAGCUAAUUAGAGAGCAUGGUCCUUUGACUCAUUGGAUCAAGAAUCCGAUAUAA
Molecule: messenger RNA, 651 nt
Organism: Meloidogyne enterolobii
Lineage: Eukaryota; Metazoa; Nematoda; Chromadorea; Rhabditida; Meloidogynidae
Source: the annotation of a GenBank genome assembly